Messenger RNA from Salpingoeca rosetta, 732 nucleotides. RefSeq lists its product as uncharacterized. Bases 1 to 732 code for a protein of 243 amino acids. Lineage: Eukaryota; Choanoflagellata; Craspedida; Salpingoecidae. The record is from RefSeq and is a predicted model, not a curated record. The transcript has 4 exons.
AUGCCUACAACAACAAGCAGCGCGCCACCUCCAUCAUCCACUACCAUGCCCAACCCAACAACAACAACAACAACAACAACAACAACAGCAACAGCCCCUCCAACCACCACCACCACCGCAGCAACAGCAGCACUCCCAACGACAACUACAGCACCCGCCACCAGCACGGCUCCGAGCACAUCCUCGACGCUUGACAGCCAGGCGAUGGCGCGUAUGGUGGGACUGGCCCAGACCGUGCGUGACAUGGACACAGACUCGUCGUCCGUUCGCAUGCCACCAACGGAGGUGCAGAAGAUUCAGUUCCCACCAAAGCCGACAGACCCGCCCGCCACGUCCUCAUCAGCGACAGCGACAGCGGCAGCACCAACCACGACCACCAGUACAGGAGCAACGGCAAGAACAACCACGGCAAACAGCAAAGCAACCGGCAGCGCCUCUUCCAGCUCAGCGACACCUACAACGUCCGCUAGCAAGCAACCAUCCACCUCCACCCUCUCCUCCUUUCAGAUCAUGCAACAGAUGGAGCAGCAACGCCGCGCACAACAAGAGGCAAUGCAGGAAGGCGGGCAGGUGCUGCCGCAGCGAAAGGUGCGUGAACUCCUCCGCCAAAUCGACGCCACGCAGGAGAUUGACAACGACGCGCUCGAACUCGUCCCUAUGUCUCAAUCGAGCACCGCCUACCACGAAUGCUCGUCCGUAUCUUCCUCCUCCUCUUCACUACCGUCCUCCUAA